AUUUUAGUAACUUCAAGCGUAUCAUUAAGUAAAACUACGUAUUUUGUAAGAACAAAUGUAAUAGAAUGAAACUGGCGAAAUAAAUCGUCCAUUUCUGAUAAUAAUUGUGAAUUCCCAACUGACGAAGACAUUGAACGAAUCUGCAUGACUGCUCUCGAAGAAGCACGAAAUGAUAGUCGCUUGCUAGGAAUCACAAUAGACUGUACGGAUAAUGCCUGGUCGAAAAUUAAUAUCAACGGUAGGUGUCCCGAAAACGAUGUGAUCCAAACUGCUGACAAGGACAUUCCUGUAAACGAAGCAUUAUUAAAUGAGAACGAAGCUGAAAUUCAAGAUGAGUACUUACAUGUGCAAAAUUAUGCAGAAGACGAGAAUGAAAGGUCAUCGGGUAUUGCAGCCCAAAUUUAUACAAGAGCCAAUGAAAUUACGGAAUUAGCGAUCGAAGAUGAAAAUCAAGAAGAAAGUACUGCAGACCUCGUUGCAGACCAUGACUCAUUGCUUAAUUUAAAUGACGACACACUGAAUUUGAAGUAUUUUGAUACAAAAGAUGACGUUGAAAAUGGACCUUUUGUGAAAAUAGUAGUCGGAAAAGAGGUGAAGUCAAUACGGAACACAACCUUAUGUUGGUUUUUGGAUCAAAAACAACACAGAAUCAGUACCGAUCGGUUGACGAGAUUCAAAACAACACCUUUUGGAGCAUCCAACACUCGUCCUCGGACUCGUCUAUCAACAUCCCAUCCAAAUGCUGCCCCAUCGGCAAAAGUCCCAAAGAAAAACAGAAACCCAAACAGAAAUCAUGCCUUCGAAAAUACUUCACUUCAAGCUUCUCUUGAUUCUAUGGAAAUAAUAGUUGAAGAAUAUUAUGCUGUUUUCUACCCAGAUAAAUGGUACUUGGGUAGAAUAUUGCAUAGUACAGAAGAUGGAAUAGCGACGAACGACGAGGCGUUGGUGGAAUAUUUUCUAUGGUACGAUUCAGAUGCAGGGGGUCGUUCCUAUGACAAUUUGCGACCAGGACCGCCAAAAUAUUCACAGUUUGUAUAA
Messenger RNA from Photinus pyralis (common eastern firefly), 1038 nucleotides. RefSeq lists its product as uncharacterized. The record is from RefSeq and is a predicted model, not a curated record. Bases 145 to 1038 code for a protein of 297 amino acids. The transcript has 3 exons. Lineage: Eukaryota; Metazoa; Arthropoda; Insecta; Coleoptera; Lampyridae.